GCCGCCGCCCCCUAUAUAAGCGGCGGCCACUGCUCAGUGGCGGAACCUCUUUGCUCUCUCGGUGGGACGUCGGAACCUCUCCGUGCACGAUGCGUCUGUUGAUCCUGCUAGCGGCGGCGGCCGUCUGUGUGAGCGGCCAGCAGAGGUACGACUACAGGCCGCCCUGCUCCUACCUGCCGCCGCCGCCCACAGAGCCGGUGUGCACCAAGCAAUGCCCGUCGAACAGCCGCUGCGAGAUCCAGCAGGUCUGCGUCCCCCUGGAGAACUGCUCGACCAAGAAAUGCAAGGUCAACGAGUACUGCAAGGAUGAGCCCCAGGGCCCCGUCUGCUACCCCAAGGAGACGUGCGCUAACAAGAGGAUCCCGUGCAAGGUUGGCCUGGAGAUUUGCCGUGACACUGCCAGCGGCCCCAUCUGCGAACCCCUGAAACGCGAGAAGGAGACAUGCGCCAACAAGAAGGUGCCGUGCAGGUCCAACGAGCGCUGCGAGGACCGCAGCACGGGUCCCGUCUGCGUGCCAAUCGGCACCAAGGAAAAGGAGACGUGUGCCAACAAGAGGGUGCCCUGCCGCACGGGAACCGUCUGCGAGGAUCGCUCCUCUGGCCCUGUCUGCGUCCCGGUCCCGGAGACCUGUGCCACCAAGAGGACCCCGUGCCGUACCGGAUACAAGUGCGAGGACCGCAGCUCGGGCCCCACCUGCGUGCGCAUUCCUGAGACGUGCGCCAACAAGCGUCGCCCGUGCAGGGCCAAUGAGAAGUGCGAGGACAGGCCCACCGGCCCUGUCUGCGUGCCUGACCGCAAGACGUGCGCUGACAUCAAGUGCUCGGCCGGAGAGAUCUGCAACGAUCUUCCCGACGGUCCCGACUGCGUGCCCGAUGUGCCUUCCUGCGAGGGCUUCUUCUGCCGGCGCGGUACCAACUGUUACAUCCGUAACGGCUCGCCCACGUGCCUGCCCAACACCUGUGAGGUCCGCGAGUGCCGCCGUGGCCUGAGCUGUAUCGACACCCCGAGCGGCGCCCUCUGCCGGCGUGGAACUCCUUCCCGCAGCUGUGAGGGCAAGUACUGUCCGGAUGGCUCCAAGUGUGACGAGUCUGGACCCGAGGGUGCCCACUGUGUCAAGAUCUAAACUGCCAUCACGUUCACGGGCACGCGGAGCGUCCACCUCCCAGGGAGGCGACCGCUACCGCUGUGCCCUCCACAUCACCAAGUCCGGAUCAGAGCAGACGACAUCAAUAACUGCAACAAAGUCUCAUUGAAAGAGAGCUACACCGACGUACCGGCCAAACUUUCAAACCGCGGCUGCGACCGCGCAGAAAUGGCCGAGAGAGAGUGAACCCAUCAACAAACACCAUUUCCUUUACAACGAAUCAUCGUCAAAAGUUGAAAUAUAUUGUAGAACGAGA
This is a messenger RNA of Amphibalanus amphitrite, 1401 nucleotides long. RefSeq names its product neurogenic locus notch homolog protein 3-like. The transcript has 12 exons. The record is from RefSeq and is a predicted model, not a curated record. The coding region runs from base 90 to 1124 and encodes 344 amino acids. Lineage: Eukaryota; Metazoa; Arthropoda; Thecostraca; Balanomorpha; Balanidae.